UAUUUUUUUUUAUUAUAAUAUUAACUUUGUGUUUUCACUUUGUAUGUGUAGGUUAACCAUUAAUUUAUAAUGGCAAAUAGAGAAGGUUCUACAGUUGGUUCAGCUUCAGGUUUUGGUCCGUUAGUAGAUGCAUGCCCAUCUUGGUAUGUAGGCACUCGUCCUAAAGGUGCUAGAGACAAGGCUUGGAAGUAUGCCUUUGAAAGAACGAAAUCUGGGUUGCUCACAAAUGUAGUUGAUAGGGCAAGACAAGUGGUGGAAGACCAAAUAAAAGAAUGGAAACAAUAUGGCUGCACUAUUUUUUCUGAUGGGUGGAUAGAUGGCAAAAACCACACCAUCAUUAAUUUUUUGGUUGCUUGCAAGAAUAAUAUGGUGUUUUUGAAAUCAAUGGAUGCCUCCAACAAGGUGAACAAUGCUGAAACUUUGGCUCUAAUGUUGGAGCAAAUUGUCAUGAAGGUGGGAGUUGAAAAUGUGAUGCAAAUAAUAACUGAUAAUGUAGCAACAUAUGUGGCAGCAGGUAGAAUCCUUCCAGAGAAACCUCCACUCUUUUUUGAACACCUUGUGUAGCACAUGUCUUUGACCUUUUUUUGAAGGACAUAGGAAAACUUGAUUGGGUGACACCAGUUGAGAAGAUGCAAGGAGGAUCACAAAAUACAUCUACAAUUACCCUUGGGUUCUUCACUUGAUGAGGGAACACACCCAAGGGAAAGAGUUGGUAAGAGCGGCUGUCACAAGGUUUGCAAUGAUUUUCUUAACAUUGCAAAGCAUUCUUGAUGCAUUGAUGGCUUUGAAACAAAUGUUUGAGAGUCAAGCAUGGCUAGACUCACUUUAUUCAAAGAAGCCUGAAGGAGAGGGUGUUGCAUGCAUAGUCUUCAACAACGUAUUUGCACAAAGAGUUGGAGAGAUUGUGAAGGUAACUUCAAAACUUGAAUAUUUAUUUAUUUUUUAUUCAGGUCUCUCAUUAUUAAUUUGUAACUUUAAUGAUUAAUCUUUUUGUAAUUCAUAUUUUUCAAUUGUAGGUGUCAGAGCUCUUGGUUAGAGUUCUCUGCUUGGUAGAUGGGGAUCAAACCCCAAUGGGGUGUGUUUGUGAGGCCAUGGAUAGGGCCAAGAAGUCUAUCAAAAAUUACUACAAGGGGGAGAACCUCAAAUUUGAUCCCAUUUGGGAAAUUAUUGAUAUGAGGUGGAACAAUCAGCUCCACCAACCCAUUCAUGCAGUAGGAUACUUCCUCAACCCUCGUUUUAAGUUCAGGGAUUCUUACUUAGAUCCCAAUGGAGAGGCAAUGGAGGGCCUCACUACAUGCAUUUAGAGGAUGAUUCUUGAGGUUGAGGUGAGAGACCUCAUUGUGGCUAAAUUCCAAAAUUACGAGGAAGCAAGUGGUAAGAUAUUCUCUUCAGAGCUGGCCAAGAGAGGAAGAACAACCCCCAGGUAUAAUAUUUGGAGUAUUUCACAUGUAUCUUACAAGCUACAAAUUUCGAAUUUACAAGUUUACAAGUUACAAGUUGUAACUUACAACUAUUGAUAAUUUGAUAAAAUAUGUUUUCACUUUUUUCUAACUCUUCAAUAUUUUAUUUUGCAGAUGCUUGGUGGCGAAGUUGGGGUGGAAAUACCCAAAAUCUCCAAAAAUUUGCCCUUUAGUUCAUCCAGUUGUGAGCGCAAUUGGAGCUUGUUCAAGGCCCCAUCCACACAAAGAAGAGGAGCAAGUUAGCUCAAAAAAGCCUCAAUGACCUUGUUUUUGUGCAAUAUAAUCUUCGGUUGUGCAAAAGGAAGGUAGAGGAAACACCAACUGGUCCAACUGAUUUGGAUGAUAUAGAUCCUUACAAUGAUUGGACAUCGCAAGAGCAACCUCCAUUGUUUAUCGAGGAUGACAUCUAUGAUUUGGAGAGGUAGGCUAUGGAGGAGGGAGAUGGAUUUAAAUUCACACUAGAUGACAUUGAGAAGGAUGAGGAUGAUGAGGAGUCAUUGCCAGUGUCAGGAGCAACUAGAGGCAAAGCUACAACUAGGAUGGAGAUCGAGCCACAGUUAGUCGUGCCGAGUGAGGAGGCACAACCACAACAAACUCCUAGGACUAGACCCUCCAGUUCUAUCUCUCCCCUAGUUUUUACUAGAGCUGGGAAGAGGAAGAUGUAACUCUAUUGAUGUAUUUACUUUUAGUUUUACAAAAACUAUUUACUAUUUUGCUUUGAGCCAUCAACAUUCCACAUGAGGAUGCCGUUUUGUACCCAAUUUGCAUUUAAAUCAAUAAAAUAUAUCUAGAAUCAGCUUGUUUCUUUUGUGUACUCGUUUAGUGACUCAUUGGAUGCAUCUCCUCAUUGAAUUUUGCAAAAAAAAUGCAUUUUAAUUAUUUUGAAGCAAUUUUUUAAGUUGCUGAGUUUUUUCCCGAGUUUUCACCAAGUUUUUUUUUCUGGGCCAUGGCAAGUUUUCGCUUUUGGCGAGUAGCUCAAUUAUGGUUUUACAGGCACUGCUGUCUAGAUAUAAAGUGUUUGUGACAACAUUGAAUGUCACAGAAAAAACUCCUAGUUUUGAAAAGUUGGUAAAUCUACUGCAAAAAGAAGAGUCUAUGAGACAAGAACAUGGUGAGGAGGAUCAUGCAAUGACCAUUUGUCAUAAAGGGAAAAAGUCUAUGAAGCAGUCUGGUGGACCACCCAAAUCUGGAAAUUCAUCCAGAUUUCAGAAGAAGUGUCCAAUAUGUGAACAAUGCUGAUACCAAAACAAAAAUGUGGAGCCUACUUACUUUAAUUUUAUUCCAGUUUUCUAAAGAGGGGGUCUUCUUUGUUUUUGAAAUAAUUUUUUUAAAAACAGUGGCCGCAAAACCAGUUUACUUGGUGGUCUGAUUGUGCUGUAUGUUUUCUACAAAGUCUGGAGUUAAACAUGCAGUAUUGAUUGCUGCAUGUUUCAAUUAUGAGUUCUCUUGUAAUGUGAACCUAGUUUCACUGCUUUGAUGGUUGCACUAUCUUAUAAAUUGUUAAAAUGAGAAAAUUGUUUCAUUAAUUGCAAUUCUUUAUACUCAGUAGGAGAAGUGUGGUAGCUGUAGAUUUUUUUCAAAUGAAAUCACUUUUUCUUCUCUCUAUCUGGAGUGCCCAUUUUGUAGGGAGUCCAACUUAUUUGGAAAGCUUAUAACUUACGUCAGAAACUUCUCUAACUCAUUAACAAAAACCCUAGUCACUGUUUAAAACAGUGAUAGAAAUUUGCAUCCUUUGAUUAUGCCUAGCUUUUCCAAUAUGUGAACGGCUUAUCUCAUUGAAUGUGCUGUAGCUGUGUAAAUAAUGUGAAAAUGUGAAAAUGGCUUAUCUCAUUGAAUGUGCUGUAGCUAUCUAAAUAAUGUAGCUACAAUUUUUUAUCAGGCUGAAAUUAGUUGCGAUGUUAUAUUCAUCAAAAAUAAUUCAGGAUUUGUUCUCAAAGAUAUCACAAAGUCUGGACUGCCUUCAAUAGGAUUAAGGAAUGAUACAAUUAGCUUUGGCUGUGGCUGAAUUUUCAUAGAUAUACAUGGUUGGAUAUUUUGACACACAAUUGUAACAGGGAAGAGAGGAUAUUGGCAUGAACAAUGUGAAUGGAAUUUGUUUUGCAAUAAGAGAUCUAAUUAUGCCCUUCUUUAAUUUUCCAUGUGACUUAUUCUGGACAUGUAAGUUUAUGUAUCUACAUUUUAUGUCUUUCUAAUGCUGAAGUUAGUUUAUUCAUAU
Cryptomeria japonica (Japanese cedar) is the source of this 3675-nucleotide messenger RNA. RefSeq lists its product as uncharacterized. The coding region runs from base 70 to 564 and encodes 164 amino acids. The record is from RefSeq and is a predicted model, not a curated record. The transcript is spliced from 2 exons. Lineage: Eukaryota; Viridiplantae; Streptophyta; Pinopsida; Cupressales; Cupressaceae.